AUGCCUUCUAUUUUCUACACUCUGCUGCUGCUGCUGGCCAUCGCGGUUACGGUAGUUGAGAGCCGUGACUGCUACGGCAAAUCCUGUUCCUGCGGGCGGAAAGUGCAAUUCAAGAUGCGCUGGGUUUUUUAUAUUGCGUUCCUGGCGCUGACCUCGGCCGCGUUUCUCGAGGAGUGUCGGAAGCUCCCGUGCAAACCGCAUUGGUACUGUGGCAAGGAUUAUCUAUGCAGGCCCAGGAGACGCAUCGAGAAGAACGUUCACUGUAACAGGAAGCUCGACUAUCAAGAGUGCAUGGAUGGGCUUUUCUGCUGCGAACAAAUUGGCCGUAGCCCCCGUGGAUACUGCCGGCCAAUCGGGACCAACCGCAAUCAGACGACCGACUGCGAUCCGGCGUCGUGGGGUCGU
This is a messenger RNA of Mesorhabditis spiculigera, 405 nucleotides long. The record is from the annotation of a GenBank genome assembly. NCBI's taxonomy places the organism in Eukaryota, Metazoa, Nematoda, Chromadorea, Rhabditida, Rhabditidae.